AUCGACGAAUUCAAUCACCGCUUUCUCACUCUAAAACCAGUAGUCUUCAUCUGAAUGCUUCUAGAGAGAGAAGUAAACACGUUUUGGCUUAAUUUUCCUUCUGUAAUUCUUAAUCUUUUCCAUAUUUCAAUCUCCGAUAAUUACAAUGGAAAGAUAUUUCAAAGUCAAAGAAGCAACCUUGUUCUAUUAAUUGGCCGGAUUCCAACGAAGAUCUCGCCCUCUCCAUGAUCUCCAAACCCUCUUUAAUUAUCAUCGCUUCUUUGAUUCAAUAAUUCUUUCCUCUACUUUCCGAUUUGCCCUUUGUUUCUUCAAAUCUGCUAUCCGGCUUAAUCUGUCGGCAUUCAUAGACACGACUAUUGCCAAGUGAUGAACUCGGGAACUCCAUCAUCCAGCGCCGCAGGAGCUGGAUCGGCCGAUUCGACUGCGCCUAGAAGGAAUUCCAAGCGCCCCAAGUAUUCGAGGUUUACUCAACAGGAACUUCCUGCUUGUAAGCCGAUACUUACUCCUAAAUGGGUGAUCGGAACAUUCUUGCUUGUUAGUGUUAUCUUUAUUCCCAUUGGUGUCGUCUCCCUCUUUGCCUCUCGAGAUGUGGUAGAAAUUGUUGAUCGGUAUGAGACGGAUUGUAUUCCUGAAGCUUUGAGAAAUGACAAGGUUGGAUUUAUUCAGAGCAAUCAAAACAAAACCUGCCAAAGAACUCUCAGGGUUCCAAAGAAUAUGAAGCAGCCGAUUUAUGUAUAUUACCAGCUUGACAAUUUCUAUCAAAACCAUCGGAGAUAUGUGAAGAGCCGAAGUGAUCAGCAGCUGAGGAAUAAUGGAAGUCUGCAGGAUACAAGUCCCUGUAAGCCUGAGGACAAUACAGCUAGUGGGCCUAUUGUUCCUUGUGGUCUUAUAGCAUGGAGUCUGUUUAAUGAUACUUAUGGCUUUACUCGCAAUAACCAACAACUUAAUGUGAACAAGAGAGAUAUCUCGUGGAAGAGUGAUAGGGAACACAAAUUUGGUAAAAACGUAUUCCCGAGAAAUUUUCAGAAUGGAACCCUGAAAGGUGGAGCCACUCUUAAGCCAGACGUGCCAUUGAGUGAGCAGGAGGACCUCAUUGUUUGGAUGCGAACUGCUGCACUUCCCACUUUCAGGAAAUUGUAUGGGAAGAUAGAAGUUGAUCUUCAACGUGAUGACGUCAUAAACGUGACAUUGGAGAACAAUUACAAUACUUACAGUUUCAGCGGCAAGAAGAAACUAGUUCUUUCUACCACAAGCUGGCUAGGAGGGAAGAAUGAUUUUGUGGGUAUUGCAUAUCUCACUGUUGGCGGACUAUGCUUCUUCCUGGCCUUGGUUUUCCUACUUAUUUAUCUAAUUAAACCAAGGCAACUUGGAGAUCCUUCAUAUUUGUCAUGGAACCGGAACCCAAGCGGUCACUAGUGCUAUAUAGCUUACGUUUGCGAUCAAAAUCUGAUAAACCCUUUCUUGGACAUCUGACGGUGGGGAUGAUGUGUGUAUAAACCUCGAUGAAGAGCUUUUUGAACAUUUGGUGCACAUUAUGUUGUAUGAGUUGAAUUUAUGCUAGUGAUCUCAAUAUGCCUAGAGCUGUAAAUCUAACUGAUUCUAUUUAUCGAUUAUCAACUGCAAGAUUUGCAUA
Molecule: messenger RNA, 1633 nt
Organism: Salvia hispanica
Lineage: Eukaryota; Viridiplantae; Streptophyta; Magnoliopsida; Lamiales; Lamiaceae
Product: ALA-interacting subunit 3-like
Cellular component (GO): endoplasmic reticulum; plasma membrane; Golgi apparatus
Source: RefSeq, a predicted model, not a curated record